AUGGAGAAGAAGUUAAGGAUAAAGAAGAAAGUAUGGAUGGGGAAGAAGUUUGGAAUGGAGAGGAAUCUACUAAUUAAGGAAGCAGAAGAAGUUAAGGAGGAUGGAGAAGAAGAUAGGGAAGGAGAAAAAGUGAAGAAUGAAGAACAAGUUAGUGAAGGAGAAGAAGUUAAGGAUGGAGAACAAAAGUUAAGGAAGAAGAAGAAGAAGUUUUGGAUGGAGAAGAAGUUAAGGGUAAAGAAGAAAGUAUGGAUGGGAAAGAAGUUUGGGAUGGAGAAGAAGUUAAGGAUGGAGAAGAAGUUUGGGAUGGAGGAGAAGAACCGAAGUACGGAGAAGAAGAUAAGGAAUAAGAAGUUUAGGAAGGAGACGAAGUCAAGGAAGAAGAAGUUUUGGAUCGAGAAGAAGUUAAGGAUAAAGAAGAAAGUAUGGAUGGGGAACAAGUUUUGGAUGGAGAAGAAUGUACUAAUUAAGGAAGCAGAAGAAGUUAAGGAGGAUGGAGAAGAAGUUAGGGAAGGAGAAAAAGUGAAGAAUGAAGAACAAGUUAGGGAAGGAGAAGAAGUUAAGGAUGGAGAACAAGUUAGGGAAGGAGAAGAAGAAGUUAAGGAUAGAGAAGUAGUUUGGGAUGGGGAAGAAGUGAAGGAAGGAGAAGCAGUUGAGGAAGAAGAAGAAGAAGUUUUGGAUGGAGAAGAAGUUAAGGGUCAAGAAGAAAGUAUGGAUGGGGUAGAAGUUUGGGAUGGAGAAGAAGUUUGGGAUGGAGGAGAAGAACCGAAGUAUGGAGAAGAAGUUAAGGAAGAAGAAGUUUAG
This is a messenger RNA of Sphenostylis stenocarpa, 801 nucleotides long. The record is from the annotation of a GenBank genome assembly. NCBI's taxonomy places the organism in Eukaryota, Viridiplantae, Streptophyta, Magnoliopsida, Fabales, Fabaceae.